AUGGAAAAACUGACGCGUGCUUGGAAAGGAUUAUACCAAGAAAGGAGCAAAUCUGCAACGGUUCUCUUAGAAGUAGUUGCCUCUGCUGACUUGUGGAUAUGGCACGCAUUUUUUGGAACACCUGGAACUUGCAAUGAAAUCAACGUGUUGCAACAAUCUUCGGUGUUUGAUGAUAUAUAUCAAGUGUUCAUCCCAGCUAUUCGAAUGCCAAUGAAUCCCGUGGAUGAUUUAUUCACCCAGCGCCAAGAAUCUGUCCGAAAAGAUGUGGAGCGUGCCUUUGGCGUUCUUCAAUCACGUUUCGCAAUAAUACAAAGACCAGCUCUUGUAUGGGACGGACACUUGUUGUGGGAGAUUAUGUUGGCUUGUAUAAUUCUUCAUAAUAUGAUUGUUGAGGAUGAGCGAGAUACAUACCAGAAUUAUCAUGACAUGUCGGAAUUUGAGCAAGAAAACAAGACAGCGAUUUCCGGAUCAACUCGUACAAACUAUUCUGUGCAACCUGGUCGAUUUAAUGGUGUUGGACUUGACCAAUAUAUGGAAAGGAGAGCUGACACAUGGGAUAAAAAUGUUCACAAUGCCUUACAAAGAGACCUGACUCAACAUCGAUCUUUGGCAAAAUUGUGGCCCGUCUACCGAUGA
Spinacia oleracea (spinach) is the source of this 636-nucleotide messenger RNA. RefSeq lists its product as uncharacterized. The record is from RefSeq and is a predicted model, not a curated record. The transcript has 2 exons. Bases 1 to 636 code for a protein of 211 amino acids. Lineage: Eukaryota; Viridiplantae; Streptophyta; Magnoliopsida; Caryophyllales; Amaranthaceae.